AUGAAGUUCAUCUCCAUCCUCUUCUCCAGCGCCUUCGCGCUCAGCGUCGCCGCCGCACCAGCCGACAAAACUGCCGCCCAAACCUCCGCCUUCGAGGCCGCCAUGGCCGAGUACGACGCCUCCCACCCCGUUUCCGAGGCCGACACAGACUUCAGCAAGCGCGCUGUCGGGGCCGGUGUCUUCUACUGCCGAAACGACAGGUGGAAGGGUGGCUGCCACAGGCAGUACUUCAUCGACGGAGUCUGCCAGGGUGUGCCGAAGGAGUGGAACGACCAGAUUUCCUCCCUCGGCCCGGAUGCCAGCGUCAAGGAUAAGGAUUGGGGCUGCGACGUCUUUACCGAAGGAAAUUGCCAGGGGCAGAAGUUUCUGAUUUUUUAUCCGGGAAGCGAUAUCAUGAGUGCCCACAACAUGAACGAUAAGGUCAGCAGCAUCAAGUGCGGUAGGAGGAUGAAGGCCCAGGGCGCAAAACCUGCUUGA
Molecule: messenger RNA, 477 nt
Organism: Coniosporium apollinis CBS 100218
Lineage: Eukaryota; Fungi; Ascomycota; Dothideomycetes
Exons: 1
Coding region: 1-477 (158 amino acids)
Source: RefSeq, a predicted model, not a curated record